GCGGCGCGGCCGCCGCGGAGGGCGCCGCGCGGCUGGAGGCGCUGGCGGCCGCCGUCGCGGACGCGAGGACCGCCGGCAUGCGCGAGGAGGCCGUGGCUGGGGCCGCGGACGCUUCGGCGCGACACGGCGCCGCCGUCACCUCACAGGCCACGUUCGGCGCGGAGUCGGCGCUGGCGGCGCUGCGCUCGGAGCUGAGGCGGGCGGAGCGGGAGCGGGACGACGAGGCCGCGGCCGCGCGGGGAGCGGCGGGCGAGGUGGCCGAGCUGGAGCUGGCGAGGGCGCGGCUCGAGGGGCAGCUGGCCGGCCGGGAGAGCGAGCUGCGGCGGCACGCUGCGCAGAGGGCCCGGUCGCUGGGGGAGGAGAGCGCCGAGGCGCGGUUGUCCGCCCUGAGGGCCGCGGAGGACCGGGUCGCCACGGGCAGGCGGCGCGAGCUGGAGUUAGAGGAUGAGUUGCGGUCCGCCAUGAUGGCGCAGCUGUCCGAUCGGCUAGACACUGGCGGCAGCCAGCCCGACGGCGGCGCCAACGGCGCGGCGGCCUGGCACGCCGCGCGGGAGCUCGCUGCCGAGCUCGGCGAGGCGCGCGCGGCGCUGGCGAGGCGGCGGGCGCUCGAGCGCAGCGGCAGCGGCGAGGCGGCGGUGGCCUCCCUGCGGGCGGUGCUGCGGGACGCGGAGGGCCGCGAGGCUCGCAGCGCCGGGGAGCUGGCCGAGGUGCGGCGGCGGGCGCAGGCUCGCGGCCGUCGUGGUCGUCGUGGUCGGCGCCGUC
Prorocentrum cordatum is the source of this 762-nucleotide messenger RNA. Lineage: Eukaryota; Dinophyceae; Prorocentrales; Prorocentraceae. The record is from the annotation of a GenBank genome assembly.